This is a messenger RNA of Anopheles stephensi (Asian malaria mosquito), 2276 nucleotides long. RefSeq names its product poly(A)-specific ribonuclease PARN-like. The transcript has 6 exons. Gene Ontology annotation, cellular component: nucleus; cytoplasm. The record is from RefSeq and is a predicted model, not a curated record. Gene Ontology annotation, biological process: nuclear-transcribed mRNA poly(A) tail shortening. Lineage: Eukaryota; Metazoa; Arthropoda; Insecta; Diptera; Culicidae. Bases 135 to 2084 code for a protein of 649 amino acids. Gene Ontology annotation, molecular function: poly(A)-specific ribonuclease activity; RNA binding; metal ion binding.
UUUCGUUUUUGCACCCAACUGGCAACACUGCCACGUUUUUGAUGGGUAGCGAAUGUGUAUAAACAAUUGCAGCUUUCUUUCGGAUCAAUCGCGCGCCUUUCACGCUUCAUCAAAAUUGUUAUUAAAGUGUAUCGAUGGAUAUAACCAAGAAAAACUUUAUCGAGCAGCUGCCAUCGAUUCGCGAAACAAUUCGGAAUGCAACGUUCUUUGCGAUCGAUUGUGAGUUUACCGGGCUGGCCUCCGAUCGGACCAUCUUGCCGUUCGAUACACCGGAGGAGGUGUAUUUGAAAAUGGUCGAAAACAGCCCACAGUACAUCAUCAUUCAGUUUGGACUGUGUGCGUUUCGCGUUGAGCCGCCAGAGGCAGGGCAGACGGCAGGGCAGACGGCAGAGGCGAAGGAAGGGGGGGAAGACGAUAAGGAGCAGGGGAAGGAUACCGAACCGCGCGUAUCGUACAAAUGCUACAACUUCUACUGCUAUCCGAAGGGCCGCACAAACGUGUUCAGUUGUCAGGGAGAAAGCAUGCGCUUCCUCGCCGACAAUGGGUUCGAUUUCAAUCGGCUCUUCCGUGAAGGACUUUCGUACGCAAACGAAAUCGAUGAGCAGCGGUACAGGGCUGACCUGAAGGAGCGCCAGGCAUCGCGUGCAGCCACCAUACUGGCCGCAGCGGAGGAAGAAUCGAAUGAUGAAGAACCCAAAACGGCGGCAGGGGAACUGCCCACGGACGCGAUCCCAGUGCCUUUCGAGCUUCAGCAACAGGUGGACGACACGGCGGCCAGUAUUGAGGAGUUCCUGCAGUCGGACCGCUCGGAGCUGAUCGUCGGUAAGUGUAAUGCGUUCCAGCGGAAGCUCAUCUACCAGAUGAUAGAGCAGCGCUUUCAGCGCAAAGUUUCCACCUCGACCGUGUCGUUGGAAAGCAAUCAGAAGGCCAUUAAGGUGGAGCGGAAGCGUACCUACGAGGAGGAACAGGCGUUGGACGAUCAACGCCGAGAGCGGGAGAACGAGGAUCUCCAGAUGAGCAUCGGAAUGUCGCUGGUGCUGCAGGAGCUGUCCAAAGCGCGCAAGUUCAUCAUUGGCCACAAUAUGCUGCUCGAUUUGUUCUACGUGCUACGCCAAUUCUUCAAGCCUCUGCCGGCCGACUAUCAGGAGUUUAAGAAGAUAACGAAGGAGUGCUUCCCGCUGCUCCUCGAUACAAAGUACCUGUGUACGAACGCAGAAAUCAAGGAGCACGUAAACUCGUCCGUACUGGCGCACGUGUACGAUGCGGUUAGCAGGGCUCCCUUUUCAAUCCCCACGGUACACCCCGAGCUGCCCGACCAUCAGUACAGUGUCGACGAUGAGAAGAAGCACGAGGCCGGAUACGACGCGUACCUUACCGGGCUGUGCUUCCUCGGGCUGGCCAGCAAGUUCAAGGCUGAUCUGUUGCACCUGCACAAGGACACCACGUUGAGGCAUUAUAUGAACCGAAUAUUCAUUACCCGGCUGAACGAUGUCAACUACAUCUAUCUGAAUGGAAAAGAGCCCGCACAAACACGGGAACACAUUUUCUACAUCACCUUCCCGGACGCUUGGCGCACGAGCGAUAUCCAAAGCAAAUUUAAACCGUUCGGUUCGGUCUACGUCUGCUGGGUGGACAGUACAUCCGCCUUCGUGUCGCUGCACAAUCGCGUGGCGGCAAGUUCGGUGCUGAAAACGAUUGGCUACCACGCCGGCUUCAAAGUGUACAGCUUCGCACAGUUUACGCAGAUGAAACUGCAACGCCCUGCUGCUAAACGAGGACGAAUCGGUUCGAGUAGUCCUGUCGCCGGAGCUCCAGCAGGAGUACGACACGCACAACCAGUCGAUCAGCCGGGCGGGCAAGAAGAAAAAGGACAAAAAGAAGGCCAACAAAUAGGUCGCGCGGCCGGAGCGUCCGGCAAGCGGAAGGGAACAACGGACGAGGAGCCGCCAACGAAGCCGACAGCCGCCGAAGCCGACACAACGGGCGACAACGGUAAUGUCGAUCGGGAUGGUGGUGGCGGCGGUGGUGGUUGGAAGACCGUUAAAAAGGCACGCAAAACCUUCGCCGACAACAACGAUUGGUGAGAGAAUCUGGUGCGCUACAACUCUAUGUGUCUGUGUCUCACAUCCACAAGCGCCACAAUUAAUGCAUUUUACCCGGACAACACGGAACUGACUGACGGUCGGUCUGCACUGCACACAAGGCUCUGCUUUCGUGUCACAGAGCGCUCGACGCAAAGACUGUAGUGUGAUAAAUGUAUAAAUUAACCAGCACUC